Kwoniella shivajii is the source of this 1527-nucleotide messenger RNA. RefSeq lists its product as uncharacterized. Bases 1 to 1527 code for a protein of 508 amino acids. The record is from RefSeq and is a predicted model, not a curated record. Lineage: Eukaryota; Fungi; Basidiomycota; Tremellomycetes; Tremellales; Cryptococcaceae. The transcript is spliced from 5 exons. Gene Ontology annotation, biological process: carbohydrate transport; transmembrane transport. Gene Ontology annotation, cellular component: membrane. Gene Ontology annotation, molecular function: carbohydrate:proton symporter activity.
AUGAUGUUCACCGUUGUGGUGCCAGUCUUUCUCGCCAUGGGUUUCAGUCAGUCCUUCUUUGGUGGAGUGGUAUCUUACCCGUCGUUCUAUGACCUCUUCCCCAAAGUCAACACUUCGACUACAAAGGGAGAUAUCAAAGAACACAAUUCUUUGAUUCAAGGAACAGUCAACGCAUGUCUUAAUUUAGGAGCAGUCGCAGGAUGUCUGUCCUGUAUGUACGUCGGUAACAAGCUUGGUCGUCGUAAGACCACGGUUCUCGGUAACAUAAUCGCGGUUGUUGGUACCAUUCUCCAUGCAACUGCUUUCAGUUUCGCUCAAUUGAUCGUCUCCCGGCUCAUCCUGGGGUAUGGCAUUGGUAUGGCAUCCAGUACCGUGCCAGCCUGGCAAACUGAAACAAGUAGGACACACAAACGAGGCCAUCAUGUCAUCGCCGAUGGAAUCACCAUUGGUUUCGGUAUCGCGUUAGCUUCCUGGGCUACCUUUGGCUUUUCUCAUGUAACUGGAACAUCCUCCUGGCAAUGGCGAGUACCGGCCAUCACUCCAGGAAUUAUGUGUGUCAUCGCCGGUUUUGCUGCCACGCUUUUCCCCGAAUCGCCUAGAUGGCUUGCCUUGACCGGAGAUUACGCCAAGUCUCGUGACGUUCUGGCUGUAGUAUAUGAUGAGGAGAUCGACUCUGUCCAUGUCGCCCAAGUGCUCGAAAACAUCCAGCAUGCCAACGAGGAAGCAGCGGAAGGCGCAUCAUUCUUCUCUAUCUUCAAAAUGGGCAAAGAAAAGGUCUUAUACCGACUCUUGCUCGCUUGCUCUGUCCAGUGGUACUCUCAAAUGGCUGGUUCUGGUCUGAUCACAUACUACUCGAACCAAUUGUUUGCCAACAUUGGACUGGACAGUCAAACGUCCAAAAUCAUGGCGGCCUGUGUCCUCACUUUCAAAGCCGCCUGUGCAUUCAUUCCCUUCGCAACCAUUGAGCUUGCAGGAAGAAGGAAAUUAUUCUUAAUCUCUGGCGCAGGCAUGGCGGUUUGUAUGUUCGCUCUCGCUGCAUCCGCCUCUCAAGUACCCAAAACUGUUCAUGCAGGUUACGCCGGUAUUGUUUUCGCCUUUCUAUACGUGUUUUUCUAUCCUAUCGGUUUCCUAGGAGUCAACUGGCUUUUCUGUCAAGAGAUCAUUACUACACGGUACCGUGCUCCUGUGGCUGGUGUAUCUACGGCUGUUCAUUGGUUGACCUCCUUCGCUGUGUCUCUUACCACUCCUCUUGGUUUCACUUCCCUUGGCUGGAAAUACUACCUCAUCUGGGGUGCUUCAGCUACUAGCAUUCUCUUCGUUGUCUACUUCUUCUAUCCCGAAACGACUGAUAUGUCCGUCGAGGAAAUCGAUCAGAUCUUUAUCGAUUCGACCGGCGUCUUCGCUACUCCUAGACUCGCAACUCAACGAAGGAAGGCAGCAAUUGCCAGAAGAGCCAAUAGUACCGGUGUUGUAGAACACUUUGGCUCGGACCAUAAGGUUGAAAUAGAGGAGCGGGAAGUUGCUUAG